Molecule: messenger RNA, 414 nt
Organism: Aspergillus fischeri NRRL 181
Lineage: Eukaryota; Fungi; Ascomycota; Eurotiomycetes; Eurotiales; Aspergillaceae
Product: cupin domain-containing protein
Exons: 2
Coding region: 1-414 (137 amino acids)
Source: RefSeq, a predicted model, not a curated record
AUGGCUGUCCGGUUCAGAUACCACGCCAAAGCCCAGUACACCUUUAAGCCACCCCUGAUCGCAAACGAGAAUGCCUUCUUAGGCGAUGUGUACUCGAGGUAUUUGAAUCUACCGAUUCCCACCAUGGAAGCUAACAUGAUCUCCUUCGCAAGCGAGAAAGAGAACCCCGACAAGCCCAUCUCGGCUGGCUUCUACCGCCUUGAAAAAGGAACCCCGCUGGUGUAUGAAUACACCUACGACGAAAUGAAGAUCAUACUUGAGGGGCAGUUUGAAAUUGCCGAUGAGACCGGGCAGAAGGUGACGGCUUUGCCGGGGGAUGUUUUUUAUUUUCCCAAGGGGGCGAAGAUUACGUUUACGACGGAAACGUAUGGGUUGGCGUUUUAUACUGGACAGAGGAAGCAGGGAGGUGCCUAG